Molecule: messenger RNA, 963 nt
Organism: Necator americanus (New World hookworm)
Lineage: Eukaryota; Metazoa; Nematoda; Chromadorea; Rhabditida; Ancylostomatidae
Exons: 16
Coding region: 1-963 (320 amino acids)
Source: RefSeq, a predicted model, not a curated record
AUGUUUGAUUCAAAUAUCGUAAUCUUUCUCGAGUGUGUUGUCGUUCUUGUGCCUCUCUACUAUUCAUUGGUCGCCGCCGGAUGGAUCAAAAAUUCUACAAAAGCAGUACGUGUACUGUCCACACCAACCUUAUCAAAAAAACUGAGUCACAGAAGCAGUAAAAAUAUCCAAAUCGAUCACGGCGACUCAGUUUCGCCGCUUGCACCGGCUGACGUCGAGAAGAAAGUCAAACAUCUGAGGCACGAAAUCGGUGACUCAGCGCUUCAGAACCCAAGUCGGACUGCUUCCAUUACUGAAAUCCUGAAAAAAUCGUUGAUGGACGCUUUUGAACGUGACGUAUGGUUUGAGUUUAAGACGGAAGAGAUUCUUCCAUGGUGGGAAAUUGCACUACCAGUCAACAUGCUUCUCUCUGUUAUAAUACUGUGCGGUUUCCUAUAUUUUCUAACAAAACAAAAAGAAGAAAUCGAAGAGAAGGAGGAUUAUACGGCCUACGAAAGUGUACGGAAGGUGAAAUGGCACCUGGAAGAAGAGCUUCAGGCAGAAGCUGCUAAAUUUAUGCGAAGUGAAGCUUUAAAGUCUUCAGGAGGAGGAAAGGAACAAAUUUCUAUGAUUUUUCCAUUAGAAAAGGAGCCGGAAAAAACAGUUAAGGAGAAGGGAACAGACCCUUCUACAACUCAUGCGACACCCGAAUCCACCAAACCCAAAAAAAGUGCCGUCCAAUCAGAGAAAAAAGAGAGUUCAUCGAAAAAAACCAAACGUGCAACAUCCAAAAAAUCCAGUAAACGGAGGAAGAGGAUGAAGGAAGAAAAGGAAAUGAAUGAAAAAUCUAAGAAAAAGGCAAAACCGUUGGAGUGCGGAAAGGAUCGGGAAAAGGAAGGCAAACAAGGCCCUGAAGAGUUCGAUCGUCCAAAUCCUGCUUCUAACGAGGAACUUGGUGGUGAAGAGGAGAAGAAGAGGUCAUAG